Molecule: messenger RNA, 1320 nt
Organism: Hansenula ciferrii
Lineage: Eukaryota; Fungi; Ascomycota; Saccharomycetes; Phaffomycetales; Wickerhamomycetaceae
Product: ferric reductase family protein
Exons: 1
Coding region: 1-1320 (439 amino acids)
Biological process (GO): iron ion transport; copper ion import; intracellular iron ion homeostasis
Cellular component (GO): plasma membrane
Molecular function (GO): ferric-chelate reductase activity
Source: RefSeq, a predicted model, not a curated record
AUGGAUGAUUCAUUCAAUUUUGCUCUAAGAUCAGGUUUAGUCUCGGGUAUAAAUAUCCCAUUACUAUAUCUAAUCCCAUUAAAAUCAGGUCCUUUAUUAAUGUUAAUUAAUCAAAGUUAUGAAAAUUUAAUUGUUUAUCAUAAAUUUAUUGGUGUGUUGGUCAUAGUGAUGGCAUUGAUUCAUGGUCUAGCUUUUUCAUGGUGUUUAACUUGGGAUUAUUUAUUUAAUGGAAUAAAAGGUCAAACUGGUAUAUCAUCAAUCUUUCUUUUUGGUUUAAUUUCAAUAAGUUCAUGGAGUUAUAUAAGGACCAAGUGGUAUGAAGUUUUUUAUUAUUUACAUUUAUUAAGUUUUGUUGGAUUCUUACCUUUGUUAUAUAAACAUCAUUAUGUUUGUAAACCAUUUGUGUUAUUCAUUAUUGGAUUUUUAGGAUUUGAUAGAAUUGUUAGAUUAAUUUGGAAAUUUUGGAUUGGUCAAGUUGAAAUUAUAAAUAUAACUCCAUUAGAUGAGUUUAUGAUAUUAGAAAUUGAUUUGAAUUAUCAAAGACUGAAUAAAUAUCAAAAAUUUAUAAAUAUUUGUUUAUUUAAAUAUGGUAAAACGUUCCAAUGGGAUAUUUCAAAUCAUUUAUUUAUAAAUAUACCAUGGAUCUCAUUGACUCAAUCACAUCCAUUCACUAUAGCUAAUCAUCCAAUAGAUUCCAACCCAAUAUUAAUAAUCAAAAUACAUAAAGGUUUUACCAAAAAAUUAUUCCAUCAUGCCCUUAAAACAAAUAACCAGGUAUAUACAUGUUUUAUUCAUGGUCCUUAUGGUAAUACUUUUGAAAAAUUUCCAAUUCAUCAUCAUGAACCAACAUCAUCACCUUUUGAAAUAAUUAAACCAAAUACAACAACCACAGAAACAACUCAAUUAAUAUCAAAAAAUUCAUUUUCUUCAAUAACAACAACUGCAUCAUCAAUAACCCCUCCAAAACAAAAAAUCAUAUUUAUUGCAGGUGGUGCAGGAAUUUCAUUUAUUUUAUCAUCAUUCCAUCAUUUCCAUAAUUCUUCAGAAUUUGAUAUAUCAUUCAUUUGGAUAAUUAGAAAUCCAUCACUAUUAACCAAGAUAAAAUUUCAUAAUAAUGAUCAAGUUAUAAUUUGGUAUACUUCUACUCAAGGAAGACCUCAAAUAUCACAAUUGAUUUAUGAUUCACUAAAUGAAGAUUAUUCCAAGAUUAGUAUAAUAAGUUGUGGUCCAACAACAUUAAUUAAUGAUUUAAAAACUAUAGUUUGGAAAGAAUCUUCAAAUUAUAAUAUUAAUUUAAUAACUGAAGAAUUUUCAUUCUAA